This is a messenger RNA of Paramecium pentaurelia, 1361 nucleotides long. Lineage: Eukaryota; Ciliophora; Oligohymenophorea; Peniculida; Parameciidae. The record is from the annotation of a GenBank genome assembly.
AUGCUUCUAUAAUUUUAAUGUCUUAGAAAGCAUUUGAUUUUUGAUAAAACUUACAUCCUUUAAUGUUAUGAAAGAGAAGUUUUCAUUGGAGAAGUAUUUCUAACAUUUUAGAAUAUUUUAAGAAUAAAGCAAAACCCAAAUAUUAUUUUGAAGUGUCACUUAAGAGUUUAAUUGUAUUUCACACUGAAUCUGAUUAUAUUGGAUUCUCCAUUCCAUAUAGAGGAAAAUUAAAGCUAUUUCAUGCAAAUUCCAAAAAAAUUAGAGAACUUAAAAUACUAUUAUCUGGAAAGGUUCUUUUUGGAGACUUGAAUUAAUUCUACCUGUAAAAACAUUAACUUGGACAUGGAUCAUUUUCAUACGUAAAUCGAAUUAUAAAUUAAAGGUUAAUAUGUUGUAGAACCUAGAAACUAAAGAAAUGAUGGCAGCUAAAUUUUUAAGUAAGCAUUGGAAACAUAAAACUAAUACAGAGCGAAUGAAGGCAAUAAUAUUAAAAUUAUUUAAAGGAAAUAAUAAACGAAAAUAAUAUUGUAUAAUCAUUGAAUCAUCCAAAUAUAACCAAAAUAAAAGAGGUCUAUGAUAAAAAUUAAGAGAUAGUCAUUAUAUAUGAAUUUAUUGAUGGAGACACUCUUGAGAAAUAUUUACAUGAUCAUUGUGGAUCUCUAAGUCAUUUCGAUGUUUAAUCUAUUAUGCGAGUAAAUCUAAUUAAUUUAAAUUCUUAGUAAUUAAUACUGACAUUAUUCUAUAUACAUUAAUAAUAGCUCAUUCACAGAGAUAUAAAACCAUCAAAUAUAAUGAUUUAAUAAAAUCAUAAUAUUAAAAUAAUAGACUUUGGUUUAGCUGCUAAAAUUGGAACAACUAAUAACGAUAUAUGUGGUACUAUUGGCUAUAUUGCUCCAGAAGUAUUAUGUAUUACUACUCAAUAAUCUGUUUAUUCAUUUAAAUGUGAUAUGUUUGCAGCAGGAGCUAUAUUUUAUAAAUUGUAAUUCAAUUUAUGUUAAUUAAGAAUAACUUCAUAUGAUUUAUUGAAGGAAACUAAAGAUUAUACAAAUUUUUAAUUAAAAUUAGAUCUUUUAAAAAAACUCAAUACUCCAGAAUCAGGGAUUGAUUUAUUACAAAAACUUUUGGAUUUUAAUUAUAAAACAAGAUUAAGUGCCAAAGAAGCUUUAUCUCAUCAUUAUUUCACUGAAUCUUUAAGAGUGUCAGCCAAAAAGUCUUUACAAAUUUCUCAAUAGAACAUUUUAUUAGCAAAUACUUCUCAAGUUUCUCAGAUAGGUACUUCAGAAACCCAAAUACAAAAUGUUAAUGUUUUUACUUAAAAUCUUAACAAGCGAUUCAGGUUUUCAAUAUAAUUAAAUAAUUGA